Molecule: messenger RNA, 981 nt
Organism: Euleptes europaea (tarantolino)
Lineage: Eukaryota; Metazoa; Chordata; Lepidosauria; Squamata; Sphaerodactylidae
Product: olfactory receptor 1-like
Exons: 2
Coding region: 40-981 (313 amino acids)
Biological process (GO): G protein-coupled receptor signaling pathway
Cellular component (GO): membrane
Molecular function (GO): G protein-coupled receptor activity; olfactory receptor activity
Source: RefSeq, a predicted model, not a curated record
CUCCGUUUUUCUCUUUUUCUCUUUCUCUCUCUCACACCCAUGGAGCAAGGGAAUGAAACUUUCGUCCCGGGAUUCAUUCUGCAAGGCCUCUUCAACCAAGGGGGACACGAAGGCCUCCUCUUCUCCAUCCUCCUCUUCAUGUAUCUGCUGAUUCUCCAGGGCAACCUGCUGAUUGUCCUUCUGAUCCUCUGCGACGCCCGUCUCCUCCACACCCCCAUGUAUUUCUUCCUCAGCUACCUCUCUCUGGCCGACAUGUGCUUUGCCUCUUCCACGAUCCCCGUAAUGCUGCGUAACCUCCUUUCCCAGGACAGGGCCAUCUCCUGUAGCGGUUGCUUGUCUCAGAUUUAUCUUUUCUUGGCCUUUGGCAACAGCGACAACUUUCUGCUCGCCACCAUGGCCUACGACCGCUACUUGGCUAUCUGCUGCCCUCUGCACUACACGGCCUUGAUGAACACCAAGCGUCGCCUCUCGAUGGUCUCUGGCUGUUGGCUCCUGGCCCUCUUUCAGGCCACGCUGUACACCUCCAUGCUUUCCUCCCUUUCCUUUUGCGCAUCCCGGGAGGUCCCCCAUUUUUUCUGUGAAUUCUACCCUGUGCUGGGGCUCGCCUGCUCCGAUACCACUGCCAUAAAGCUUGUGGCACUGACCGAGGGUGUUCUAGAUGUUCUGGGGCCUUUCGUCUUCAUCGUGGCCUCCUACGGGCGCAUCUUCGUCGCCAUAAUGAAGACUCCAUCCUCCACCAGCAAACGCAAGGCCUUCUCCACGUGUGGUUCUCACCUGGCUGUGGUUAUCCUGUUCUACGGCACCCUCUGCUGGAUCUAUACCCAGCCUACCUCUGAGAACAAGACCCUGCCUUCCCUCAUGUACACUGUGGUCACUCCUAUGCUGAACCCUUUCAUCUACAGUUUGAGGAACAAUGAGAUGAAAGGAGCCUUGAGGAGGCUUUUUAACAGGGUGAGCAUCAUUCAUAGGAACUGGAAGUAA